GUCCCCGCCCGCCGUCCCCGAGCCGCGGCACCCAGAGCUGCGACCCGCGCGCCCCGCUCCGCCGCCGCCCCGGCCCGGGCCGCCAUGUCUCUGUGGAAGAAAACAGUCUACAAGAGCGUGUGCCUGUCCCUGGCCCUGCUUGUGGCCGUAACAGUAUUCCAGCGCAGUCUAACCCCCCACCAGUUUCUGCAAGAGCCCCCACCGCCCACCCGGGAGCCACAGAAGGCCCAGAACCCCAGUGGACACCUGGUGAACCCCAACAGCUUCUGGAAGAACCCCAAGGAUGUGGCUGCACCCACGCCCAUGGCCCCGCGAGGGCCCCAGACUUGGGACGUCAGCACCACUAACUGCUCAGCCAACAUCAACCUGACCCACCAGCCCUGGUUCCAGGGCCUGGAGCCCCAUUUCCGGCAGUUUCUGACCUACCGGCACUGCCGCUACUUCCCCAUGCUGCUGAACCACCCGGAGAAGUGCCAUGGCACUGUCUACCUGCUGGUGGUGGUCAAGUCCGUCAUCACGCAGCACGACCGCCGUGAGGCCAUCCGCCAGACCUGGGGCCUGGAGCAGGAGCUGGGGAGCCGCGGCGCUGUGCGCACCCUCUUCCUGCUGGGCACGGCCUCCAAGCAAGAGGAGCGAGCCCACUACCAGCAGCUGCUGGCCUACGAAGACCGGCUGUAUGGCGACAUCCUGCAGUGGGACUUCCUGGACAGCUUCUUCAACCUGACCCUCAAGGAGAUCCACUUCCUCAAGUGGUUUGACAUCUACUGCCCCCAUGUCCAGUUCAUCUUCAAGGGCGACGACGACGUCUUUGUCAACCCCACCAACCUGCUGGAGUUUCUGGCCGACCGGCAGCCGCAAGAGGACCUGUUCGUGGGUGAUGUCCUGCAGCACGCCCGGCCCAUCCGCAAGAAAGACAACAAGUACUAUAUCCCGGGGGUCCUGUACAGCAAGCCCAGCUACCCGCCGUACGCGGGCGGGGGCGGCUUCCUCAUGGCCGGCGGCCUGGCCCGGCGCCUGCACCGCGCCUGCGACACCCUGGAGCUGUAUCCCAUCGACGACGUCUUCCUAGGCAUGUGUCUGGAGGUGCUGAGCGUGCAGCCCAUGGCCCACGAGGGCUUCAAGACGUUCGGCAUCUCCCGGAACCGCAACAGCCGCAUGAACAAGGAGCCCUGCUUCUUCCGCUCCAUGCUGGUGGUGCACAAGCUGCUGCCCGCCGAGCUGCUGGCCAUGUGGGGGCUGGUGCACGGCAACCUCACCUGCGCCCGCAAGCUGCAGGUGCUCUGACGGGCUGGAGCUGCAAUGUCCGGGGCAGAGAUUGUGGUUCCCUGCC
Lontra canadensis (Northern American river otter) is the source of this 1330-nucleotide messenger RNA. It is a transcript of the gene B3GNT7, whose product is annotated as UDP-GlcNAc:betaGal beta-1,3-N-acetylglucosaminyltransferase 7. The record is from RefSeq and is a predicted model, not a curated record. Gene Ontology annotation, molecular function: hexosyltransferase activity. Lineage: Eukaryota; Metazoa; Chordata; Mammalia; Carnivora; Mustelidae. The coding region runs from base 85 to 1284 and encodes 399 amino acids. Gene Ontology annotation, cellular component: membrane. The transcript has 3 exons.